Drosophila willistoni is the source of this 1072-nucleotide messenger RNA. RefSeq names its product viral IAP-associated factor homolog (gene viaf). The record is from RefSeq and is a predicted model, not a curated record. Lineage: Eukaryota; Metazoa; Arthropoda; Insecta; Diptera; Drosophilidae. Gene Ontology annotation, cellular component: cytoplasm. Bases 134 to 859 code for a protein of 241 amino acids. Gene Ontology annotation, biological process: protein folding. The transcript is spliced from 2 exons.
CAUUUUGGAAUAGUUUAAAUUUUAUUUUUAGUUUUCUAUAUAGGAAGAACGCUGCAUUUCUUGUAUUACUUAAAUUUGUUAAAUUAUUUCUAAAUUGUUUUCCGAUACUCUACAUUAAUACGAAUAAUUAAAAAUGCAGGACCCAACUGAAGAUACCGAGUGGAAUGAUGUGCUCCGUUCCAAAGGAAUCAUUGGUCCCAAACAGCCAAAGGAGGCGGAAAUCACAGAGGAUCAAAUCCAGGCCAUGCUGGACGAUGCCAUACAGAGGCGCACAGAUUUGCCCGCGCAAGAGGGCCAGCGAGAUAAGAAAAUCGAUGAUAUGUCUUUGGAUGAACUGGACGAGCUAGAAGAUUCCGAGGAUGAGGCUGUGCUCGAGGAAUACAGGCGGCGGCGCAUUGCAGAAAUGCGGGCCACCGCGGAGAAGGCACGAUUUGGUAGUAUACGUGAGAUAUCUGGUCAAGAAUAUGUCAACGAGGUGACCAAAGCCGGCGAAGGUAUUUGGGUGGUCCUGCACCUCUAUGCCAAUGGUGUACCGUUGUGUGCGCUUAUCCACCAUCACAUGCAACAGUUGGCAGCCAAAUUUCCGCAGACUAAAUUCUUGCGCUCCAUUGCCACAACCUGCAUACCCAAUUUUCCAGAAAAGAAUCUACCAACGAUAUUCAUCUAUCAUGAAGGCAGUUUACGCAAGCAGUUCAUUGGCCCUCUGGAGUUGCGCGGCGAUAAACUGACCUCCGUGGAGUUGGAGUACAUGCUGGGUCAAGUUGGGGCAGUGCCCAGUGAAAUAACCGAGGAUCCCAGACCCCAGAUUAGGGACAAACUGCUGGCAGAUUUGGAAGAUAAGAGUUCAGAUUUCUACUAAUCUCCUCUAGUUACCCCGCCCCCCAUUUGUCACAUCCUAUUGGUUCAAAUUGUCUGACAUUUUACCCAUGCAACAGGGACUAUGUAUUAGGUAUAUAUAGGCCUGCAAGGGUAAAUAAACUUCGGCAUUGCCGAAUUAAGCUCGCGAACCCUUUUUGGUUAUCCAUUCAUGUUUCUUCCCUGCAAAUAAAAUCGUUCAUUUUUCUUUUUUUAA